AUGCCAACGGUGGCGAAGGAGUCCGCAAAGGCUCUUCGUGAUCUAAUCGAUUAUACUUCAAGCCAUUUAAGGAUAUUGAAGGUUCUAGGUUCGCCUACUGAGGCGUGGAAUGAGCUCGUCAUGCAUAUGAUGGAAGCGAGAUUCGAUGUGAGAAUUCUUCGAGCUUGGGAGGAGGAGUUGGAAAGAAAAGAAGAGGCAAGUUUGGACGAUAUGUUGCAGUUUUUGAGGAGGAGAUGCCAAACCUUGGAGCGUAUUGAGUCGAGGUCAGUCGAUAAGAUGGAGAAAUCCUCCAAGGGAUCUGCCAAUACUGGUUUGAAAUCACAAUCCUCAGCUAGGGGUGUUGCAAAACAAAGAACGGCUUCUUUGACCACCUCUCUAAACUCAGAUUUGCCAGUCCCUGACCGAAUCAAGGAGUUCAGACGAUUAAAGUUGUGCCUGAACUGCUUAAAAAACGACCACUUCGCAAGGACCUGCAGAAUGGGUAGAUGCAAGGAAUGUGGGGAGAGGCACAAUACUCUCUGCCACCUAUCGCAGGACAACAGGGUCACUGCGAACCCAGAGGUCCCGGAGCAUGGCAGCGGGACAAGUAACGAGACAAUUAACAAGGUGGUAGUUCACGCCUCAAACCACACAAACGGGCGUCGAAUACUUAUGGCCACAGCGAUAGUGGAGGCAGCGCAACGCAAUGGAUCGCAUGUGGAGAUACGCGUGCUUCUUGACAGCGCGAGCGAAGCUAAUUUUAUUACUCAGGCAGCUCAUAACAGGUUAGGUCUAAAGCGAAGUCGAGUAUCCGAGAUCGUUACCGGUUUAAACGAAAUAGAGAACAGGGUGAGUAGCGUUUGCGAGGUUCAAGUCAAGUCGAGAUGUUCCAACUUCAGAAUUAACGCUCAAUGCUUGAUUGUACCCAGAAUCACUAAAAACUUGCCAUCCUCAGAGAUGGAUUCUGGCGGGAUACACUUGCCCAGCAAUCUCACUCUGGCCGACUUGGGGUUUUGCAAGACGGGCCCAAUAGAUAUGCUAAUUGGCGCUGAGUUCUUUUUCGAUUUAAUGGAGCCGGGAAAAAUAGAACUUGAAAAGGGGCAAUUGAUCUUGCAGAACACCAAACUCGGAUGGAUAGUAGCAGGAGUAAUGCCAUCAAUUGCACUAGGAGAUCUGACUUGCAAUCAAGGCACGGUGAGCUCGCUAACUUGUUCGUUGAAGUCUAGCGAAGCUUUAAGCGAGAGCCUAGAAAAGUUUUGGAGGUUGGAAAAUUACGACGUUCCCGAUGCCCGAGUACUAUCGAUGGAUGAAAAGAAAUGCGAACAACAUUUUGAACAAACUACUACGCGAGCAAGCGACGGUAGAUUUAUCGUAAGACUGCCGUUUCGAGACAAAGAUUUACCCAUCGGUAGUAACAGGAAAAUAGCGCUUAGGAGACUCAAUCAUGUGGAGCGUGCAUUUAAGGGCAACUUGACAUAUCGCGAUCGCUAUGCUCAGUUCAUGUUUGAAUAUGUCAAGUUAGGCCAUAUGUCAAUUGUAAGCGAUCCCGUUAGCGAUCCCGAGAAUACAGUUUACUUGCCUCAUCAUGGGGUAUUUAAGGAAUCUAGUACUAGUACAAAACUACGCGUUGUAUUUGAUGCAUCGGCGAAAAAUAACGUAGGCGUGUCAUUGAACGACGCUCUCCAUAUUGGACCGGUGUUAGUUCAUCCUGAUGACAGAGAUUUCCAACGCAUUCUAUGGCGAUUUUCCUUAGACGAACCAGUAGGGGAGUAUCGUUUAAAUACCGUUACUUACGGCCAGGGUUGUGCGACGUACCUGGCCGUGCGAUGUCUUAGACAAUUGGCAAUGGAACAAUUAGAGAAAUAUCCACUUGCAUCGUCCGCAAUACUCAAUGAUACUUACGUCGAUGAUAUAAUUUCUGGAGCGGACACAGUCGAUGCGGCUCGUGCUCUGCAGGAGCAAUUGUCGAGUUUGUUGCGUGAGGGGGGAUUCGAGGCGCAUAAAUGGUGUUCUAAUUCGGAAAGCGUAUUAACAGAAAUACCAAUGAAUUUGCGCGAGUCGGGUUCAAAUUUAAAUAUUGACACGAAUGACACCACUAGCGCCUUGGGUCUCGAAUGGAAUCCUGCUUCAGACGAGUUCCUCUUUAAAGUACAAAUGGUGGGUGGCGUAUCCACAAAGCGUAGGAUGUUGUUGGCGAUCAGCAAGCUGUUCGAUCCUCUGGGAUUGAUAGUCUUGGACGGAUGGAAGAGGUUCCAAGAAAAUUUAAAGGAAGCUAAUGCACUACGAGUACCUCGAGUAAUUGCUAGUUCUUUGAGAGAUAAUCGGUUUUUCGUACAAGGCUUUUGUGAUGCGUCUGAAAAGGCGUACGGUGCAUGCAUCUACUUGCAAUCUGUGAAUAGAAAUGAUGGCAGGACAACAGUCGAAUUGUUAUGUUCUAAGGCGAGAGUAGCUCCUUUAAAGAAAACGUCUAUUCCUAGAUUGGAAUUGUGUAGUGCGUUAUUGUUAUCGAAAUUAAUUGAUAAGGUCAAACGAGCGAUGCGAAUAAGAGUCGACGGAAUUUCUGCAUGGUCCGAUUCCAUGGUUGUACUUUAUUGGCUUCAUGGGGAUGUAUCGAGAUGGAAGUCCUUUGUGUCGAAUCGCGUAUCGGAUAUCAUCGAGAUUUUACCUGCAAUUCACUGGAACCAUGUCAAGGGUCUGGAAAAUCCAGCUGACUUGAUUUCAAGAGGAGCCACACCUGCUCAACUCAAGGAUAGCCAUCUAUGGUGGAAUGGUCCAGAAUGGCUGGCCGUUCCUUCCCAUUCACCAGAUCCAGAGAAAUCUGAAUGGGAGUUCAUCGAGGAUGAUAUCUCCAGCGCUAAAGAGGAGAUGAGAAGGGAGAGACAAGUCUGCCAUUUGAGCGUACAACAGCCGUCAUCACCGAGCGAGAUAAUCCACAAGCUGGUCGAGGAUUGUUCAACGCUAACAAAAAUCGAGAGAUCUUUGGCUUAUUGCCUUAGAUUCAUCUCCAACUGCCGCAAGAAAAAGGAAGACAGAAUUCUAUCCAGGUUAACAUUGCCAGAGUUGGAAGAAGCAUGGUGUGAAAUAAUCAAAUAUUCACAACAGGUGUACUUCAAGGAAGAUCUGAGGAAUCUACAAGGCAAUAAAGGACUGAGCAGAGCGAGUCGUCUGCAUCAGUUGCAUGCCUUCCUCGACAAAAAUGGUGUCCUCAGGGUGGGCGGCCGACUUCAGGAAACUCCAUGGAGUUUUGAUAGGAAACAUCCAAUUUUGCUGCCAGCGAAAUGCAAGAUUACACAUCUAAUGAUUGAAAGAGGACAUCGCGCGCUACUGCAUGCCAGUCCUCAACUACUAUUGGCAUCAAUUCGACAGCAAUAUUGGCCAUUGAAUGCUAGAAAUUUGGUACGACGAAUCUGCCAUUCGUGUGUCUGGUGUGCUAGAAAUAAUCCGAGAGGCGCCAAACGAGAAUUGGAGGAGCUCUACUCCUUCGUCCGGAAUUCCAUAAAUGGAGCAGUUGGUGACGCUUUGCUCGACGAUGAUAUCGAGUGGACCUUCAUUCCCCCUCACUCACCUCACCUGGGAGGCCUAUGGGAAGCCGGGGUGAAGUCCUGCAAAUACCACCUGAAGCGCGUGAUGGGCAAUACCUUGUUGACCUUCGAAGAGUUGACCACGCUUCUAGUACAGAUCGAGGCGUGCCUAAAUUCUAGACCAUUGUCACCCUUGUCUCCGGAUCCAUCAGACUUGCAGCCCUUAACUCCAGGACAUUUUUUAAUAGGGGGACCGUUGACCAGCCUUCCUGAGAUCAGCCUGUCGGACGUAAGGUCCAAUCGCCUUGACAGAUGGGAGCUGAUACAGCGUUCCCUUCAGGACUUUUGGAAGCGGUGGGCGGCUGAGUACGUGGCCAAUCUGCAGAGCCGCGUCAAGUGGAAAACGGAGCAGAAUAAUUUAAAAGUCAAUGAUCUCGUGCUACUUAGGGAUGACAAUAUUCAGCCUUUGAAGUGGAGAAUGGGGCGUGUUAUAGAGACUCACACCGGGAAGGACGGAUUGGUGCGUAUCGUGACGGUGCGAACGUCUUCCGGCGCUACUAAACGUGCAGUCUCAAAACUUUGCAAAUUACCUGUGAACGAUUAG
Molecule: messenger RNA, 4104 nt
Organism: Vollenhovia emeryi
Lineage: Eukaryota; Metazoa; Arthropoda; Insecta; Hymenoptera; Formicidae
Exons: 5
Coding region: 1-4104 (1367 amino acids)
Molecular function (GO): nucleic acid binding
Source: RefSeq, a predicted model, not a curated record